This is a messenger RNA of Neodiprion virginianus, 1823 nucleotides long. RefSeq lists its product as uncharacterized. The record is from RefSeq and is a predicted model, not a curated record. The transcript is spliced from 2 exons. NCBI's taxonomy places the organism in Eukaryota, Metazoa, Arthropoda, Insecta, Hymenoptera, Diprionidae. The coding region runs from base 105 to 1340 and encodes 411 amino acids.
UCUCCUGCAGUUUCACGUUUCAUCUCGACAGCGUAACAUCGGAACGCAAUUGCGUCUUGGGCCGAGUUUCAGCUCCGGCCUCGACGCUCUUGAACAAGGAGAAAAUGGCUUCCAAUUGGAUCUUGCUCAUGACCAUCGGUCUCCAACUCUUUACCGGGUCAAUCUGCACCGUCUCUGAUGAGCCCGCCUUCUGCAGCGCUGAAUUUGUGCUGAAGCACAUCUUCCUGCUGGUCCCAUCGCGGGAUGAGCUGCCCCACCUGACUAGAUACUUGAGCUUGAUCCGGUCGGUGACGAUAGCGAGAAACCCGGACGAUGAUAGUCUGGUGCACGUGAUGAGCGACCCGGAGGACAGGGAGGCCAUAUAUCGACACACGAUUGAGCGCAACGUUUACGUGUCGCAGACGCCGUACUGCGUGCCGAAGACGGAGUUCUCGGCACUGCAGGAACAGCGAGCGAACCGAACGCUGUUGGAAAAGCUGCGAGGAAGCAACGUGUUGGGGAACCUGAUAGACCGGGAACCAGCGACGGACGACGAGCGGACGGCGACGAAGGAGCAGAACGGGGCGAUGAUGCGGUUGCUGAAAAACGGUCGUCUGCCGAGUUUCUCCCGACGGUUUAUCAGGGCGGCCGACGCGACGCCGCUUGGAAAACAGUCGAACGCGGCUGAGCCCAGUCCGGGUCACGUGAUGGCAGCAGCGACCAAUGGGAUAGCGGCUCGCGUGGCGCGUUAUCAGAUGAGGGCGAGCGCGGAGAGCGUGCCGCACUCGCGGUUGGUGAAACGUCAAGACGACGACGUUGUUACGACCCCCGUCACGACGACGGUGGACAUCACAGCGACGGAGGGCGCAGGGCCCACACUAACGCCACCACCCCCGCCGCCACCGCCGCCGCCGCUACCGAACAGAUCGAACCAAAAUCAGGGAAAGGGAAAAUGGCAAGGCGGGAAGCGGGACGGCGUCAGGAACCCCCAAUCUGCGGUGAAAUCGCAGAAGUCGCAUGUCCACGGUAAUCAAAAACGCACUACAUCUUUACCCGAGUCGCUGAAGGCCAGGGGAAAGGUUUCCAACCGAAAGUCGCCGAACAGGGAAGAGGGAAAGGGCAGGGGAAUUGGCCACAAACAAGGAGCCCAGGGAAAGCAUGUCGUACCGCCUUCCGACGAGGACGAUGCAAAUCGCUCGGCCGACGAACUCGUGAACGAUAUCGGCUUGUCGACCGAUGCGGCCCCGUGGUUGAUUCAGUGCAUCGCGGAGGCACCCGAUACUAAUCACAAUCUGUCUGAUCAUCUUUAUAAAAUGUUCAGGUAUGCCAAGAGAAUGGAAAAUCAAAAGAGAAAGGGGUAACCGUAUUCCUAUGAUGUCUCGUUUCUGUUUAUUGUAUGACAAUUAAUUUACGUUUUAUUAAUAUCGUAUAAAAUAUAUAUAUAUAUAUAUAUACAGAUAUAUAUAUAUAUAUAUAUAUAUAUAUGUAUGUAUGUACAACUAUAUCUGCAAACUUAACAAUUCUCGUUUAUAUAUACGUAUAAUGAAUCGAGAAGAAAUAUAAUUUAUAUACGUUAGUUUUUUUGCACAUCUUGUACCUUACAGUCGCUUUUGAACGCGGUCGGAUUUGUAGUCAGCGUGUAACGAGACAAUCGCUGACUCUUAUUGCAGAGCUGCCGAAAUCAUGCUGAGCGUCCGAAUUGGUCGAAAUUUUUUAUCCUCUCCGGUUAUAUAUCUCGUAGUCUUCUUAUAGGUAGAAUUGCUAGAUAGUAACGGUGGAUUAGUAACAAUACGGGCAUCUGCGAUUAAUGCGCGGCCUUCGUCCGAGUCGCCUAGAAAAAGUAU